GGAAAAGGAAAAAUCCUUCAUCGCCUCCGCUUUUUCCGGUCUCGACCGUAACAAGAGAGAGGAGCAAGUUAAGGAAAGUUGUACACGUUGUUGAUCAUGCAGCUCAUCAGGGCUGCCACCUGUGCCUCUCUGGUGUUGAUUAAUACUAAUUACUUAUGCCGUACUCGGUCAAGCACAAAAAGAUCAAAAAGCGGACCAUUGUCGUGCAAAACUUCUCCGGCGGGAGAACUUUCUAGUAAGAACAUCAAUCUUGACACGAACUAAAUCCAAAAUAUCACCAAUUCUGCGGCAAGAGAACUUUCUAGUAAAAAGAACAACAUCAUCAACCCUGACGAAAGCGAAACUUUCAAUAGUUUGUUACUCGAUCAUUUCAGUUUUUCGAAAUCGAAUACAACAAUCCGAGCUGAUACACUUAUCAAGAACCGCAUCUCCUCCGAUCCUAAAAUCAUAUCCCCCCCUCUUCUAACUACAACAGCCGUGACGAAUCAAAAAGUGAUAAGGCGUAUGGCACCCGACUUUUAACGGCGAAGGAUAUCCAUGACCAAUUUCAGGGCCAAACAUUAAGGCUGUAG
Messenger RNA from Amoebophrya sp. A25, 572 nucleotides. The record is from the annotation of a GenBank genome assembly. NCBI's taxonomy places the organism in Eukaryota, Dinophyceae, Syndiniales, Amoebophryaceae.